Molecule: messenger RNA, 2023 nt
Organism: Hypoxylon trugodes
Lineage: Eukaryota; Fungi; Ascomycota; Sordariomycetes; Xylariales; Hypoxylaceae
Product: CAF1-domain-containing protein
Exons: 6
Coding region: 162-1805 (547 amino acids)
Biological process (GO): nuclear-transcribed mRNA poly(A) tail shortening
Cellular component (GO): cytoplasm
Molecular function (GO): RNA binding; poly(A)-specific ribonuclease activity
Source: RefSeq, a predicted model, not a curated record
AGUGCUACACCUUUUCCUGCGCCGAAUUUUUUUUCUCAAUAAAAAAAACGCCGACCCUUUUUUGAUCUUCCCAGAGUUUAUAUGCGCCGCUUUUCUACUACGUUUAUAAAUAACGAGGCUAUCUUCGCCGAUUUUUUUUGAGCAUAAUUCAUACCGAAAUCAUGGAGGUCGAUAGGAGAAAUUUCUUCUGGCUCUUGCCUACUAUGCUAUCUGAAGCACAGAAAGCACGAUUCGUCGCGAUUGACAUUGAGAUGAGCGGCAUCGCUUUUACGCAGGAUCGAGGCGGCGUCAGACGUUCUUUCCAAGAUUCCUAUACCAAAAUCAAAGAAGCAGCAGAGGAAUUCCAAUUAUUACAGAUUGGGUUCACCUUCUUUCAUUGCGACGAAAAACUUUCCGGAUACAGAACGCGCACAUUCAACUGCCAUGUUUCCCCGUUAUUUCCUAUCGCGUAUUUCCCCAACUAUUUGACCCGGCAACUGGAUAGAAAAUUUAGUGUUUCAGCACGAUCUUACAGUUUUCUCCGACAACACAAUUUUGAUUUUAGCCAUGCGUUAGAUAAUGGCGUCUAUUAUUUAAAUCGUGAAGAACAGAGGGCUGCGAAAAACAUAUGCAUAUCCACAACCAAUAAGCAACACAUUGACCCCCUAACGCUUGACGAGAAUUACCAAAAUUUUUAUAAGCAUACCAGGGCGGCAAUCGAAAAAUUUAUCAACUUACACCCCCAACCGAGUGGUACACCAACUAUCAUAAAAAAUCCCAACGGAGGCGACCUCACCAAACUGCAGACUCGUCUAAUACAUCAGCUCGUUCGUGAUGAAUAUCCACUUUGUUCAGCUGAAGUAGUGAACACGGGAAGUUUGACGGGAUGCGUGUCUAUUAACUUAAUAGAAAGGGCCGAGAAACCCGAGUGGGAGUUGGAGAACCUCGAGGCAGCCCAGAAACUAUCUGGACUACAAAUUCUGUUGGAAGCGUUGGCGGGCGGAUCCUUUGCUGAGAGGGUGAACCGUAAAUGGGUAUACCACGACAACCCUGGUACGGGGCCCAUAAAAGAAUUGAAUAAACAAUUCGACUUCUACCAGUGUGAAGCCAGUCUAAAGGAGUCUCGGCCAAUUCUAAUUGGACACAACAUAUUCCAAGAUCUUGCCUUCAUCUAUCAAACCUUCUUCGAACCACUACCACCUGGGUUCGGGGACUUUCUAACUAAGGUCCAUGGGCUCUUUCCCCGAAUCGCAGAUACGAAAUUCAUGUACCAAUCAAACAACCAUAUCACGAUACGGAACCAGUCUCUAGAAGGGCUUCACAACUACUACGCGAAAAUACAACAUCCCAUAAUCGUUAGUUGGCGAGAACCUGGCAGCAGCGGGGCCGCCGCUCAUAAUGCCGGCUUUGACAGCGAAAUGACGGCGAUCCUAUUCCUGAAGCAGACGCGCGCUCUUCUAACAGCGGAGGGGCGCAUGAACAACGCGCCGAACGGUCAGAUCGCGAAGAGCGAGGGCGAGAAAAAGGUCAUCAGCCUCCUCGAUGUGGAAGAACCUGAAAUGCUGGAAGCCCUACGGGGAUGGAACGCUCUCUUCGAAGACGAGACGGACUCCAAGGAACCGGUUGUAACCGAGAAGAAGGUACCGGCCCAUAAGGGCGAUCUAUCGAUGGUACCAAGGGAGAGGCACCCAAGUGGUGACCUCAAUAUAAUCCCCGCUUGGACGGACCCUUUCUGGAGGACCUACGGCAACAGGACAUCCAUCGCAGGGGUGGGCCAUGUGACCUUCACACGGCCCCUCCUGUAUGGUGGAUGUGUGGAGGAUUAAUGCCAGGAGAGACGGAGGUGGAGGAUAGGCAGGAGUGUACAUAGUGACUUGAAAGCAUGGUGAGUCAUGUAACUACCUGCACAGUACAAUAUAGUACAUUGCCUUUACAAUGGGUUUCGUUGUAUAUUACAAGAGGCUCUAUGUCCUAAUUUCCACCCAUUCUAUCGGUCUGCCAUCAUAUUCCUUACUGAGUGGAAGUAGUCAGAGGGUAGCUUUGC